This is a messenger RNA of Sphaeramia orbicularis (orbiculate cardinalfish), 7976 nucleotides long. RefSeq names its product zinc finger protein 827 (gene znf827). The transcript is spliced from 14 exons. Gene Ontology annotation, cellular component: nucleus. The record is from RefSeq and is a predicted model, not a curated record. Gene Ontology annotation, biological process: positive regulation of transcription by RNA polymerase II. Lineage: Eukaryota; Metazoa; Chordata; Actinopteri; Kurtiformes; Apogonidae. The coding region runs from base 269 to 4789 and encodes 1506 amino acids.
UUGCUGCCCUUUGAUCCCUGCAUUAGUGUUAGUUAGGGGCUCGGAGACACACUUGCACCGAGAGCAGCCAUAGUCAAGACACGGCAACAACAACAGCGGCACCUCCUCCGCCUGUGUUCCCAUUCCCCAACAAUACACUUUAAACCGAGCAAAGCCAGGUGCACGACCAAGUCCCUGCCAUCACUGGCGCCUCCAGUCUCAAUGGGAAAAACCUUUUUUUCUUCUUAUCCCUAAACAAGGACGAGAAUGUGAUUAAAAACGGGGGAAAAUGCCAAGGAGGAAGCAGGAGCAACCCAAGCGCCUGCCUUCACAUUUGGACAGUAAUGAGGAAGGAGGGCCUGACGGUGGUCCUGUGGAGGAGGAAGGCUGGUUUGGGAAUGCUUCUGACACACGCUCUGAGUCGUCGUCCUACGGAGAUACUCAGGAUGAGCUCCUGUUGCCCCGGGUCUCUUCUCCAGAUGAACAGCCUGGAGUCAGCACCGGGUCCGGAGACCGUGAUACCUGUGGAGGUGAGAGCUCACUGGGUUGCCCCACACCCGUCCAUCGUACCAGUUUGGACCUUCUCGGACUGGAUGAAGGUGCGUUUUCAGCCCAGGAUACGCUCUCUUCUGUGGUGUCGUCACUGUAUGGGGAGGCGGCGUCUCGUGCUCUAGGAAAACCCCUCAGCAGCAACCUGCGACGCCUCCUAGAGGCUGGGUCGCUGAAGCUUGACAGUGGGGAGCUCCUAAGUCGGGGGGCGUCUCGGGGAGGUGCUGGGGGAGAGUCUCCUCCAAUAGGUCUAGCCCCACCAUUGACCCUUUCCCCAUCCUCCCAUCAUGCUCAACAGUUAAGUGCUCUUGCUCGAAAACUGGCAAAUAACAACAACAGCGGCUCGGCCUCACCAGCCUCCUUGGCACCCUCAGUUACUAACAUCAAGCAAGAGCCCCUUGACCCCUUUAACUCUGUCACCUCUAGCAACGGCAGUGGCUUUGUAUGGGCAGGAGUUGCAGACAAAUGGCCACCGGCCAGCUGCUCUACACCUUGUGGCUCCAGCUUGUCCCCGGACUCUGCGAUUCAGAAACUAAAAGCCGCUGCAAACGCCGUACUUCAAGACAAGAAUGCUGUGGCCUCCUCUUCAACGACCUCUUCCUCGUCCACCUCAUCCGCGGUGCCCACUCUAGGAGGAGGUGGUCGAGGAGACGACGUGGUGCGCUUCGAUACCUUCAACUCUCCGUUCAGCCCGCAGUCGGCUAGCUCCACUCUUGCUGCACUUUCCAAGAAAGUAAGCGAGCGGAGCCAAGCCUCAUCGACGGCCAGUGCUGCCACUGACCACCAAGCCUCAGCAAGUUCUUUUCUUUCACUCGUGUCAAUGACCUCCUCUGCUGCCUUGCUCAAAGAGGUGGCUGCCAGGGCAGCAGGAAACUUAAUGGCAGAGAAGAAAGAGGGUUCCCCUCUAACGCCUGCCGGGGUCCUCCAAGAGGAUGUGAAGCCCCUGCUGGACAAGAACCAGAAGGCACCAACACCUUCCACACCAACCCAGGGUCUUGAGUUGCUGUUGCCCUCCACUCCAAAGGGCAGAGGCAAGCCCAACAGCCAAGCAGGCUCUCCAGAGGAUGGUGGCAAACCAUUUCAGUGUCCUGUGUGUGGGCUGGUCAUCAAGCGUAAGAGCUACUGGAAGAGACACAUGGUCAUCCACACAGGCUUGAAAAGCCACCAAUGUCCCCUGUGUCCUUUCCGCUGCGCACGCAAAGACAAUCUCAAGUCCCACAUGAAGGUACAUCAGCACCAGGACCGAGGUGAGACAUUUCAAUGUGAACUUUGCCCUUUCACCUCCUCCCGUCACUUCAGCCUAAAGCUUCACAUGCGCUGCCAUCAGCACUUCCCUCGCACGGACGUCAAGGUGAAAGAAGAGCUCACCACUGACACGGAGGGUGAGGGCUCCCUGAUAGGUGACAGCGGCUCCGCAGACCUGCGAGGGGCCGAGGUGUCCCCGCUGCACUCAGACACUCAGCAGACGUCCCCUCCAGUCGAGGCUUCCUCCAAUCAUGUCCACAUUAAGGAGGAGCCACAGGAGAGAGACCUUUCUGUGCUGUCCCCCUUUAGCAUCUGCAGGGAGCGUCCUAGCAGCAGUGCCAACUCCCUGGACCUUCCUGGAGUCGGGGGAGGAGUCGGGGUCCGGUCAAGUCCAAGUGGUCCAACCACAGCCUCCCUUUUCAGCCCUGACAUCACGACCAAGACGGCCACUGACCUGCUUAUGAAGCUCUCAGCGGCCAACCAGAGAGAGACAAUGAAGUCUCCAUUUCACCUGAAGGAAGAGCCCAAAGUUGAGGAAGCACUGAGCCCUAGACCGGCUUCGCAGUCCCAGGUCCAGCCGGGCUUCCCUGCCACAUUCUGUCAGGACGGAUCAGCAGGGGCAGCCACGGUCACAGAGCGCCCAGGGCCACUAAAACCGAGGGAAGGAAGCCCCAUGGCUAAGAACACCCUGCUGAGCCAGGAUAUCAGCGUCAAGGUGGCCUCGGAGCUACUGAUUAAGCUUUCAGAGAACAACAAAGAUGCCCAGUACCAGAAGGUGAAAGUAAAGGCAGAGCCCAUGGAGGUGGACCCACCCCCCGCAGAACUCACCCCACCUGCCUCCCACCUGCUGAACUUCAGCACUUUAGGGGCGAGUGAGAAGAGUGAGCCAAUGAGUAGCCUCCCGAAGACGUUGGCCCGCCCCCAAAAAGAUCUCUUCUCGCAGGACAUAUCGGUCAAAAUGGCCUCGGAACUACUGUUCAAAUUGUCAGAAAAAGUCAGCAAAGCCAACAACCAUAAAGACAGUAACAUGGUGGGAAUAAACAGUCCGUUUCUGGACGAGUGCUUCAGACAAUCACCCUUUAACUCGCGCUCCAAGAGCUCUUCCCCCGCAGAGGCCAGCUCCUCCAACAGGGCAGAAUUCCACGACUCGGAGAAGGAUGAUGGAGAGCCGGGGAACGGGAUUGCCCAGUGGAGGCUAAAUGAACAGCUCUACCCGUGUCCUGUUUGUGGCAAAGUGUUCGGCAGGCAGCAGACCCUUUCUAGACAUCUGUCUCUACACACAGAGGAGAGGAAAUACAAGUGUCACCUGUGUCCUUAUGCAGCCAAGUGCAGGGCUAACCUCAAUCAGCACCUGACCAUCCAUUCUGUGAAGCUGGUCAACACAGACGCAGAGCAGAUCGUCAGUGCGGUCACAGCCGACUCCACGGAGCGCAAAAACUGCGCCUAUUAUUACAGCUGCCAUGUGUGUGGUUUCCAGACGGAGCUGAACGCCCAGUUUGUGAGCCACAUGUCGCUCCAUGUGGACAAGGAGCAGUGGAUGUUCUCGCUCUGCUGCAGCGUCUGCGACUACGUCUGCAUGGAGGAAAACGACAUGAAGAACCACAUUAGUACUGGACACGCAGUUCUAAACUCAAGGAGUCCCCUCAGUGAGACCAAGAGCACCUCGUCGUCCCUCUCGGCCCUCAGCGAUUCGCUCAACAGCUCAGAGGGCGGAGACCUCACCCACAGCAACGAAGAACUCAAGAGCUUGCUCGCCCCGCCUUCCUCUGCCGGCAGCCAGUCCAGCUCCGGAAGCCACUCGGGAUCGGGAACUGAGGACAAAAAUGAAAAAGGUUUCGAGUGUGUCUUCUGCAAUUUUGUGUGCAAGACGCGUAGCAUGUAUGAGCGCCACCUCCAGAUCCACCUCAUCACGCGAAUGUUUGAGUGUGACGUCUGCCACAAGUUCCUCAAGACGCCCGAGCAGCUGCUGGAGCACAAGAAGUGCCACACCGUCCCCUCCGGAGGGCUCAAGUGCCCUUUCUGCAUCUACUCCACCAAUCGUCCAGCGGCCAUGGAGUGCCACCUUAAGACGCACUGUAAGAUGGAGUACCGCUGCCGCAUCUGCCAGGGACUGUGGCCCGACCAGGCCUCAUUGGACGCCCACAUGCGCGGGCACCGCCUGGGCAACCACUACAAGUGUGAGCAAUGUGGCUACUUGUCCAAGACGGCCAACAAGCUGAUCGAGCACGUGCGCGUGCACACGGGCGAGCGGCCCUUCCACUGCGACCGCUGCUCUUAUAGCUGUAAGCGCAAGGACAACCUCAAUCUGCACAAGAAGCUGAAGCACGCGCCGCGCCAGACUUUCGGCUGCCAAGAGUGCCCUUUCACCACCACACACCCGUUCGUCUUCAGCCGCCACCUCAAGAAACAUCAGAGCGGAGGAGGAGGCGGAGGAGCAGGAGAAGAGGAGGAAGAUGAGGAGGCAGGAGAGGAAGAGCUGCCAGUAGAGGGGGGAGCGUCAUCACGGAAAAGCCAGAAGUUCCUGUUCACAGGGGGAGGAGGGGGGAGCAGUGGAGGCAGCGGGAGCAACAGCCCGCUCAUGAGUCUGACGGCAUCGCAGGCCCUCCAGUCCGUCGCCCUUUCGCUCACGCUGGGGAAGUCUCGUCAGCCGGACGCCAGCGCCUCCCUGCUCCGCUGCUACGUUAGCACUAACGGCAACAACGCCACCGCCGCCAGAAACCCCGGCGGCGGUGUGAGCUGCCCCUCGCUCUUCUCCCCCUCCCCUUCCUCCUCAUCCCGCUUCAUGUUGGAGCAGUACAGGAACUGCGAGCGGGCACCCCUGAUCCCCCUCACCACUCUGUUCACCCACAGCUUCACAUUCCACUCUUACUUCCACUCCAGAUCGCGGCCCGCCACGUCUCCUCUCCUCUUCUCUUCCUCUGACUCCCCCUCCUCCCGCUCUCCUUCCUCACCCGCCUCCCACAAACACUCCUUUCUGGCCUACCUGGGACUCAUGGAGAGGGCCAAAACUGUUUGACCUCACCCCCCUCACCCCCUCCCCUCCUGUGACAGUGGUGUGAAUGACACUUGACCACUGCAGUGGGAGCAAUGUCUUUUCCAAUCAGACCAGCAGAAUAAGCUGGACCAGACAAACAUAUUGAAGAAAAGAAAAAAAAACAUUUAUAAGAGAAAAAGGCUGUACAUGCUAAAAAGGCAUUUAUAUCGAAAAGCUGCUUUUCUUAUCAGUUCUAUCAAUUGAAUUAUUACUACUUCAACUACUACUACUCUAUUACCUUUUUUUUCUGUUUUUAAAUGUCUGAAUGACCUGGACCCAGUUGCAUUAUCUGAGGAAACUAACGUAUCUCAGUUUUAUAGAUAUUUUUCUUUAGUUGUUUGACAAUAUAAAAGUUGAAAAAAGAUGAAACAAAACUUGCAAGUGCUAUAUUUUAGUGCAUUUUUGUCUCUUGCUAUUAUGCAUCAAAAUAGCAUGCCUGUUUCUGUGUUUCAAACUAGCUUUGACGUCAUUAGGAAGCUAAAAAUUCGAGAUAUUCUGAAGUGUUAGCAGUGCAACGUGGACAGAAACGGAAUGCUUUUCAUUGGAAAAAGGCACGUUUCCAAAGCAACGCCUCAAACCACGCACUUAUUUAUCAAUCUUGUACAUAGUUUUGUAGCCCUUCCCCUUCCCAUCUUUUUUGAUUUCUGUUGGUUUUGUAUAAUGGUGAAACCAUAUUAUGCAUAGCUGCUGCCUGAUAUCACAUCUGUCUCAGAAUAAGUACCUACAAGGAGCAAAUGUUCAUGUUUUUUUUUUUUUUUUUUUUUUUUUUUAAAUAGCUGUCAAACAGAAAAUAAGCUGUGAAAAUCACUGAAUCUGACAUUACACAAUCUGAUUCAAUCUGAUCUGAAAAUAGGGGGAAAUUAUUUGCACUCGCAGGUGAAUAGGCUGUAAAAUCUCACAAAUACCCACAAGCACGACAAGGUGAAUCACAUUGUCAGUUAUUCUUGAGACCACUUGAAUAUCAGCGCAGCAUUUUAUGCAGAACUAUGUAUCACGCACCUAUACUUAGAAGAGAUAUAUGAGAUAACUGUUUUGUGGAGGUGACCAGCUCUGGGUUAGCGAGCUAUACCUACAGCCGGGGUCACCACAGGCCGAUUCAAUGGUGCUUUUUGGAGCUUUUUGUAAUUUUUGUGUAAAAAAAAAAAAGAAAAAACUGUUCCAAAAUGACUUGAAUGAAUGUAUUUUUGUUUAUGUACAUGACAAAGUGAUGCAGAAGUGUGAACAGGGACGUCUUCUGUGCUGGUAAAGUUGGGAAAGGUAGUGUUUGGUGGCCUUCUGUGUCAUUUUCUGUUGUUUUCUUUUGUUAUUUUCUUUUUUUUUUUUUUUUUUUGGUCUUUCAUUUUUACUUUUUUACUGAGCCUUUUACAUCAUAACAAAAGCAUUUUCUACUAACAUUCAUAGAGAGAAAAAAAAAAGCUCCUGUAGGUGCAAUGACGAAGCAAAGCCAUUCACUUGUACAGCAUUGUGUUAAAUGGCACGGGCUUCAGUUCUAAUAAAGCCGGCAGACAUGGUACUGCUUUUUUGCGCCCCCUCCCCUCCCCUCCCCUCCCUCUCUCCUGUCAACCUUUGAGUUUUAAUUGCACUUAAUGUAGUUACACUUCAAGCCAAAAGCACUUAAACCCUUAUGUUCCUUUUUUUGAAAAGUGCAAACUUCAAUCCACCAAGUUACCAUAAUGUGAAUUAGACAGUAGCUGUGGAAGUGCUUGUUGGAAAUGACUCAAUCAGCAGCCCUCAUUUCACACGCGGUGCAAAGGCUCUGCCUCUGUGAAAUCAGAGAAAGUAAAUGAAUACAAAUUGCAUGAAUUAGACAGUAGAGGUCAAGCUCUCCCUGGGAACUAAAGGUCCCAGGCUAAAUUGUUAUAGCCAAUUUUGCACAGUGCUGCACUUUUUUGAUCAUGAGAAUAUGUAUUUAUCCGUAAAUGCUCAAAAUGAAGUAUGUUUGCGAGAUAGGGUGGCAUCGUACAAGCAUCUUUUGUUUUGAAGAAGCUUUACCCGUUAUUGAUUGCGCUUGUGUUCCUAAGUGGUCUUCAAGCCAAAAUCCCUCAUUUGUAAAGGGGUUGGAUUUUUUUUUUUUUUUUGGUUAAUUUUCCUUCUUAUUUGUCUGUUUUAUCAUGCAUUUUUCUUAUUAUGAAUCAUUGUAAUUUUCUUUUCUACUUUAAAAAAGAAAUGUUGAUUGGAAACAGAAUUGUCAAGACCAAAAUGUCGCAGCCGUGGAUGUGAUGUUAGGAUUGAAUCCGUCACAUCCUGUUGUGUUUUCUGAGAGAUGCCUGAAUUGUCCUUUGGUUACACACUGCUGUUUGUUUGUUCCUUUUCUUUUCUUUUUUUUUUUUUUUAGCUUUGUCAAUGUCUGGCAUGCUGUUCUCUGGAGUGAAAGGAACAUCCCUCCAACACACACACACACACACACACACACACACACACACACACACUGUACUAUCUACAUUAUCUUUUAUACUCUAGUGCCACUUGGUGGAAGGAAACCACCUGAGACUUCUGAGAAUGAGUCAAACUAAUUGUCAGGGUCUAUAAGGAAAAAAAAAGAUGGAAUAAAAAAAGAAGAAUGUGUCCACUCUUGACACCUUUGUAACUGUCUGCCUUUUAAUACAGCAUAAUCAUGAAUGGCUGCACUUCUUUACUCCCCUGUAGUUUGGUGUCAUGUUUAAGAAGGCAACAGGGCUCUAUCCUUCUGAAAACCAGUGUUCAUAAUCAUCUGAGGUUUGUUUUCCAAUUGUAAGCAGCGCAUCCACCUUUGUUUUAUGUUAAAGCUCGACUACCUUUUCAGCACUUCAGAGUAUGCAUGACAUCGCCCUAUCUCCAUUUUUUUUAGCGCUUAACUGUGUUUUAAUACAAACUCCCUCGGUUGCAUUUAGUUAGCAUCACACUGCACUGUCUACAAUCAGUUAGCUUUAAGUUCGGCUGUAUUUUAUGAUUAGAAAAGGCUCAACUAUCUCAUAUUUUGGCACUCGGUAAAGAUUGGUAUGUGCUGUACAAAGCUUUUUUUUUAUUACUCCAUUGUUAAGGCUGUACAGGGUUGUGACGAUAACUGGUAAAUAGAUCAUUUGUACUUUUUUGGUUUUGUAUUUGUUUUCUUUGUUUGGCAUUAUUUUAUGUUCAACUUGCCAGAUCUAAAUGUAACAGGAUUUGAAAGUAAAGCUUACAUCAGAUAUUA